Durio zibethinus is the source of this 2504-nucleotide messenger RNA. The record is from RefSeq and is a predicted model, not a curated record. NCBI's taxonomy places the organism in Eukaryota, Viridiplantae, Streptophyta, Magnoliopsida, Malvales, Malvaceae.
CAGCGCUGACGUCUCGUGGGUAGUCAUAAAAGGAAUUUGAGUUGGAAAUUGAAAGCUCAUCCUUCAGCUCUUUUCGCUCCUUUUUCUCUGUUUAAAAGGCCGUCUUGGGGUUGGGUGGAAAAGACUGUGCCCCUUUGUGUCUCCACAGAUUAAAAACCCACAAACUUAGCAGCCACCCCAAAUUCCUUUCUGGGUCACCCUAUCCUUUUUUUUAACCCUCAGUUCAAAAGUACAGAAUCCUGUGCUGCUUCUCCUCAUCUAGCAAACAGAGUCUGGACCACGAAAAUCUUACUACAAUAAAAGUACAGGAAACAGACAUGUUAACUCCUUUGAACCCCAAGAACCCAGCAGAACAAAAACAAGACCACAGUUCAGAAAAGACAUGUCUCUCUCUUGUAAUCGGUGAAGCAAAAUGCAUAUCCAACAUAGCUUUUCCGAUGGUACUCACUGGGCUUUUGCUCUACUCUCGCUCCAUGAUUUCCAUGUUGUUUCUUGGCCGUCUGGGGGAACUCGCUUUAGCCGGCGGCUCGCUUGCUAUUGGCUUUGCUAACAUCACAGGAUACUCAGUUCUAUCCGGCCUUGCCGUGGGAAUGGAGCCCAUCUGUGGCCAAGCUUUUGGGGCCAAAAGAUACAAACUUCUUGGCCUCACCAUGCAAAGAAUGAUACUUCUGCUUCUCUUGACUUCAAUCGUCAUAGCUUCUUUGUGGUUCAACAUGAAAAAUAUCCUUCUCUUUUGUGGCCAAGAUGAAAAUAUUGCCAAUGAAGCUCAAUCCUACAUUCUUUAUUCUCUACCCGAUCUUCUAGCACAAUCCAUUUUGCAUCCUUUGCGCACAUAUUUGAGGACUCAGUCUAUAACUCUGCCUCUGACAUACUGUUCUACUCUAGCUAUUCUUCUUCACAUUCCCAUUAACUACCUUCUUGUUUCGGUGCUCAAUCUUGGAAUCAAAGGCGUUGCUUUGGGCUCCAUUUGGACGAACUUCAAUCUCGUAGGUUUUCUGAUCGUUUACGUUAAAAUCUCCGGGGUGUACAAGAAAACAUGGAGUGGAAUUUCCUCAGAGUGCUUAAAAGGUUGGAAAUAUUUAUUGAAUUUAUCCAUUCCAAGCUGCAUUUCAGUUUGCCUGGAAUGGUGGUGGUAUGAAAUCAUGAUUUUGCUAUGUGGGUUGUUGUUAAAUCCACAAGCAACCGUUGCUUCAAUGGGCAUUUUGAUUCAAACCACAUCUUUGAUAUAUACAUUCCCAUCUUCCUUAAGUUUUGGUGUGUCAACCAGAGUUGGAAAUGAACUUGGAGCUAACAAUCCAAAGAAAGCAAAACUGGCUACAAUCAUUGGCCUCUCUUCGAGCUUCCUACUAGGACUUUCAGCUUUGGUUUUCACUAUACUGGUAAGAAAAAAAUGGGCUACGAUGUUCACCGAAGACCCAGAAAUCAUUGCCUUAACAUCAACGAUUUUGCCUAUACUUGGACUCUGUGAGCUUGGAAACUGCCCACAAACAACAGGCUGUGGAGUUUUAAGAGGAACUGCAAGACCAAAAUUGGGAGCAAAUAUCAACCUGGGAUGCUUCUACCUGGUAGGCAUGCCAAUUGCGGUAUGGUUGAGUUUCUUUGCUGGGUUUGAUUUCAAAGGUCUUUGGCUUGGUCUUCUAGCCGCCCAAGCCUCAUGUGUGCUGACCAUGUUGUUCAUUGUAACUCGUACCAAUUGGGAAUUUGAAGCCUGGAGGGCACAAGAACUGACCAGAGCCGUCCCUGUGGAUGAUGAUAACGACCAUACCAAUCAGGAUGGAACAUUGAAAGUUGAUUCUGAUUCCAAAGAAUCUUCAGGAUUAUUACAUGACAUAAAGCAAAACAACUUAGCUGUCUGAUUUGGAGGGUUGAAUUUCUAACCAAUACUUUUUGCUUUGAAUUUGAUUAAAACACUACCAAUAGAAUUUUAUUUAGGUCCAAUUCAUAUAAAGUAUAAAAGGGGAUGGGAUUGAAAUUUAGGGAUAAAGUUGGCAUUGUAUUCUUUUUUCAGAAUAGAAAAGAAACACGGAAAAUAGAUUUUGUUGGCAAAUGGUACGAAGUUAAUUUCUUGGUCCGUCCGGCAAAUGAUGGUUGUGUCGUUUUGUUUGGAAGGGCUAUGCGUUGCGCGUAACAACUUCCUCUAUCGGGUGGCGCGUACGAGUUCAUGGUUGAAAAUAGCACGUGGGGAUUUAACACUUCAUGACGAGUUGGAUUCUAACGUGUGCCCUACCCAACUGGUCACCAUUUGCGACGGCCGACUCGAAUGGCUUUCUUCUCACCGUCAAACGUGCUAAAAAGGGUUAUUCGAACCUAGUCACUUUCAUCUCAUAAAUGGAUCGAUUAGCACUAACUUUAGGAUAAUAACAUGUUUAAUUAAAAAAAAAAACCAAAUAAAACUUUUCUUUGAUCAUUAUUACAUCAUCGUGAAAUAUGGAGAAAAUUUAUCUCGUACAUCAUUAUCAUUGAUAAAGUUUUUAUAUUUUACAACAACAUUAAAAAAUUUUUUU